AUGGCUGCCGCCGAAGAGCUCGGCCUUGACCCAGCGACCUCAGCACCUGAUGAGGAGAUCUUUGAGGAGUCCGAUGCCAGGGAGAUCCUUGCCACCAUGGUUCGUGACCACGUUCAAGGAAAAGGUCGUGGCAAGUCGGGAGGCAAGAGGACCUUCCAGCAGGCCAGCAGGAUGAAGAAAACGAAGGAAGUGUCCCGCGAAUACGGACGAGGCCGUAGCGGAUUCCUUCCAACAGGUACAUACCGCGUUUCAGUGGAAGAACUGAAGCGCAAGACCCGCUGCAGUGUCUGCCACCAGAUCGGACACUGGCAUCGUGACCGUGAGUGUCCGGGCAAGGCGGGAGCAUCCAAAGAAGUUCAACUCCUGGAAUCCGAUGAAGCCCUUUUCAUCCAUUUCCUCGAGUAUCAGGACUACAAGAAUGAACAACAAGCUGAGGUACACCAUUUGAGCCGUGAUGAUGAAUGGAAUCCACUGCAAGAAGCAGUCAGCCAGUGGCGAGCCGUUCGUGCGGCGCCUCAAGCCACUUCGGAUCAUGGUGUCACGGCAGAUGAACCUGCCUCAGCGUCCGAUCGAGUAUACAAGGAGCGCAGUCCACCUAUUGAAGCUUUUUGGAGUGAGAAGAUGCACCAGCAACGCCGAGCCAUGGAGCAGAAGCGGGACUCGAUUCCGCAGUGGCGUCGAUUGGCCCUACGACUUCUGCUGAUGAUCCGCCAAAUGAUGAUCUCCCUGGUCUCCAAUCGGCUUCACAUGUCAGGACCUCCGGGAAUGAGAACUCGUCUGGUGGUCAACGAGCUGGAGAACAUGAGCGAGUCCGACCUGGAAGUAUCACAAGAACAUCUACAGGAAGAACUGGAGCAACGCAGACUGGAGGAUUUCUCCCUAGUCAGUGGCGGAAAGGGCAAGAAGACACAGGGCUACAUCCCAGAACCGGCAGCUCCAAAAACUCCGGAGCGGCCCAAGGGGGAACCUCCAUCUCCGGUGAUGUCACCGAGUAUGGACAGCAAUCAACGACCUCCUCUAUGCCAUUGUCAUCUGACGACCACACUCCAGAUCUCCAGGAAGGAGGGGUACCACUUUCAUCGGCAGUUCUGGACAUGCCCACGCUGGGAAACCACCAAGUCUUGCGGCUUCUUCAUGUGGACCAAGGACCAACCAUUUUGGAGUCCCAGUCCGAACAAGAAGGGAGUCAUUCCCUUGCUACCCACGGCCGAUCCGCAGACAGCCAAGUAUCCCAUGCAAAUGGAUCCAAAGAUCUGUCCUCACUACAACGUGACCAAGGCCGGCAGCAAUGGAUGGAUCGAGCAAACUCGUUGCAUCGACUGUCAAACCAUCCUGGAGCGCAAACAGCGCACCAAGCCGGCGUCAGCUGCCAGCUCACACCAGGACAGUGCGAUUCCUGGGGAUCAACAAGCAUGGGAAGAAUUUCAAGAGUUCAAGCAGUUCUGCCAGAUGCAGCGCCGCCGCCGCUGA
Molecule: messenger RNA, 1470 nt
Organism: Durusdinium trenchii
Lineage: Eukaryota; Dinophyceae; Suessiales; Symbiodiniaceae
Source: the annotation of a GenBank genome assembly